Molecule: messenger RNA, 1161 nt
Organism: Panicum hallii
Lineage: Eukaryota; Viridiplantae; Streptophyta; Magnoliopsida; Poales; Poaceae
Product: putative wall-associated receptor kinase-like 16
Exons: 1
Coding region: 142-1068 (308 amino acids)
Biological process (GO): cell surface receptor signaling pathway; protein phosphorylation
Cellular component (GO): plasma membrane
Molecular function (GO): ATP binding; protein serine/threonine kinase activity
Source: RefSeq, a predicted model, not a curated record
AGGAGGAGAUCAGAAAAAGGUCUUGCUUUCACGGUGUUUAGCGAAGCUGAACUUGUACAAGCCACAAACAACUAAGAUAAGAGCAGAAUAAUUGGAAAGGGUGGCCAUGGAAUAGUCUACAAAGGGAUAGUUAAGGGCAGCAUGCCGGUUGCGAUUAAGCGGUGUGCACUUAUCGACGAAAGGCAAAAGAAGGAAUUUGGACAAGAAAUGCUAAUACUCUCCCAGAUAAACCACAAGAAUAUUGUCAAACUUGUGGGUUGCUGCCUUGAGGUGGAAGUUCCAAUGUUAGUCUAUGAAUUCAUCCCAAAUGGCACCCUGUUUGAACUUAUCCAUGGCAAGAACCAAGCAUUACAAAUCUCAUUCAGCACCUUAUUAAGGAUUGCUCAUGAAGCAGCUGAAGGUCUCAAUUUCCUACACUCGUACACAUCUCCUCCAAUCAUCCAUGGUGAUGUGAAGACUGCCAAUAUUCUUUUAGAUGAAAACUACAUGGCCAAAGUGUCAGAUUUUGGAGCCUCCAUACUAGCCCCAUCCGACAAAGAGCAAUAUGUCACAAUGGUUCAAGGUACUUGUGGCUACCUGGAUCUUGAAUACAUGCUAACAUGCCAACUGACAGAGAAAAGCGACGUCUUUAGCUUUGGUGUUAUCCUUCUAGUGGUCCUCACAGGCCAAGAACCUCUGAAGUUGAAUGGGCCUGAAACGGAAAGAAGCCUGUCGUCAAAUUUCCUGUCCGCUAUGAAGGAGAACAAUCUUGAUGCGGUCUUGCCGAUCCAUGUAAAGGGGCAAGAGAGCAACGAAUUGAUCAGAGGCCUCGCGGAGCUAGCCAAGCACUACCUGGACAUGUGUGGCAGCAACAGACCGUCGAUGAAGGAAAUCGCCGAUGAGCUCGGUAGGUUGAGGAAGCUUUCACUGCAUCCUUGGGUACAAAUAGAUGCUGAGAUGGAGACUCAAAGCCUUCUCGGUGGAGCAUCGACUGCUAGCUUUCAGAAAGAAGGUGCUGCCUCUGGGUAUCCUACACAAGAAGGCGAGAACCUGCCCAUGAACCCAAGCAGUUCGUACUAUGCGAGGUGAUGGUAGCAUAUGCCCUAGUGAACUGUAGUCCAUCGAAACCUCUACAUGCUGGGGCAUUUGCGAGUUAGUAGUUGGUCUCCAAUCUAUAUAUUG